AUGGAUUUCAACCUGCUGGCAGAUGCGGAGGCUCGCAGCCCAGCCUUGUCUCUCUCUGACUCUGGGACCCCUCAACACGAGCACAGCUGCAAAGGGCAGGACCACAGCGACACCGAGAAGUCCCAGCAAAACCAGACAGACGACUCCAACCCUGAGGACGGCUCGCUCAAGAAGAAGCAGCGGAGGCAGAGGACGCACUUCACCAGUCAGCAGCUCCAGGAGCUGGAAGCCACUUUCCAAAGGAACCGUUACCCAGACAUGAGCACCAGGGAGGAGAUCGCAGUCUGGACCAACCUGACGGAGGCACGAGUCCGGGUCUGGUUCAAGAACCGCAGAGCUAAGUGGAGGAAGCGGGAGAGGAACCAACAGGCAGAACUGUGCAAGAACAGCUUCGGAGCCCAGUUCAACGGACUGAUGCAGCCUUACGACGACAUGUAUUCCAGCUAUUCCUACAACAACUGGGCCACCAAGGGGCUUGCCACCAGCCCGCUCUCAGCCAAGAGCUUCCCGUUUUUCAACUCCAUGAAUGUCAGUCCCCUCUCCUCCCAGCCCAUGUUCUCCCCACCCAGCUCCAUCUCCUCAAUGACCAUGCCUUCAUCCAUGGUCCCUUCUGCGGUGACCGGAGUACCGGCCUCCAGUCUCAACAACCUGGGAAACAUCAACAACCUAAACAGCCCAAGCCUCAACUCUGCUGUCUCAUCCAGUGCCUGUCCUUAUGCCUCAACAGCCAGCCCCUACAUGUACAGGGACACGUGCAACUCCAGCCUGGCCAGCCUGCGGCUGAAGGCCAAGCAGCACGCUAACUUCACCUACCCGGCGGUGCAGACAGCAGCUUCCAAUCUGAGCCCUUGCCAAUACGCCGUGGACAGGCCUGUAUGA
Mesitornis unicolor (brown roatelo) is the source of this 879-nucleotide messenger RNA. It is a transcript of the gene PITX3, whose product is annotated as paired-like homeodomain 3. The coding region runs from base 1 to 879 and encodes 292 amino acids. The transcript has 3 exons. The record is from RefSeq and is a predicted model, not a curated record. NCBI's taxonomy places the organism in Eukaryota, Metazoa, Chordata, Aves, Mesitornithiformes, Mesitornithidae. Gene Ontology annotation, molecular function: DNA-binding transcription factor activity, RNA polymerase II-specific; RNA polymerase II cis-regulatory region sequence-specific DNA binding. Gene Ontology annotation, biological process: anatomical structure morphogenesis; regulation of transcription by RNA polymerase II. Gene Ontology annotation, cellular component: nucleus.